AUGGAUAAGCUGGAAGAACUGCAGAGAAAAAAGCCCGUCCUUCACGCAGCAGAGCCCAAUGAGCCGAAAGAGCUGGAACUGCUGGAAGCACCUCCAGCAUCUGUUUCCCAGAAGGCGCUCAGUUUACCUCGUUAUACCACCACUGUCAAGAUCUACCUUCUCUCAACAGGAAGAGACCCCGGCAGCACUUGCGAGCUGAGGGGUUGGAUUGUGAUGUUUACAGACACUGGCCGUCCUUAUCGGAGCAUCAAUGUCGACAUGCCCGUGAGUCACGACUUUAGUGGUGAUAAUAACGGACGCGGCACGAGAGUUGCUGAAUUUACUGUUACGACUCUUGGCAAACCUGCCAGCUUUGCUGGGUUUCUCAUGGAAGAGGGAUUUUUGCCUUUUGUGCCAGACAAGGUUAUCCUAAACUAUUUCCUUGACUGGGAUACAGCCCCCCUGGAUUGGGCUAAUGGCAGUGAGUGGAUGAGCCGCCAAGUCUGCAAGGACGAUCGAAAUUAUGCUUGUCACAUCGUUUGGCAAGUCAGCCCCACCAUUUCAUAA
Molecule: messenger RNA, 546 nt
Organism: Penicillium canescens
Lineage: Eukaryota; Fungi; Ascomycota; Eurotiomycetes; Eurotiales; Aspergillaceae
Exons: 1
Coding region: 1-546 (181 amino acids)
Source: RefSeq, a predicted model, not a curated record